CCACAAGCUCAAGGUUCUACACAGCUGUGGAACGCGGCAGAACAGGUGACAUAGCUUGUAGCCGGGUUCUUGGUAGCAUAUGCCCUGAGCUUGAAGCUUCGGCGGUACCAGCGCAUAAGAUUCCACAAUUCGCUCUCUGGAUGCAAGGACGCGCUCUACGUACCGCAUCAAUGCUCUGGCUUUCCUCGCCUUUAUUAAUCGGAGAAGCUGCACGUGCCCAUGACUGUCAUAGCGGGAAGCGGAGAAGCCAACUCCACAGAGCUUACUCCUGAAUAUCGAAUAUUCGUCUGUGCUCUGCCCUACUAAGCGAUAGAUGGUGUCAUUCCCAAACCUUUCUGGUCUUCGCUCGCACGAGGAAUUCUCGGCGGACGCGGCAGAAAAAAUGCGCCUCGCGAUUUCGCACACACCGUCUCGAUAUCCGCAGCAGGGUUAAAUUGACAAGCGGCAAAAGCAGAUGGCGACCAGCUUUACCUAGUGGCUGAAAGCCGAAGCUUUCUGGCCUUUGCAGCGCAGAUGGACUCAGCUUUGGCCGUGGAUCGUCCCCGUCAACCUCUUCCUCUCGCGUACAACUUUGUCCCACAGCUCGCCCUCGCGUGCAUCAUUGCACUCCGCCCUCGUUUCAUUUGGCGAUUUCUUGCAUGGCUCUCCAUUACUACCAUCCUGCUACGUGCCGUCCGCUUCGACAUCGGCACCAAGUCCUUCAACUACCUCACGGGCGGAACGUUUGGUGCGAUGUCGUUCCAUGCGCUUGUCCUGCUCUUACUCUCGGAUCCCGCGGCCCAAUGGCGGCACGAGACGCAUAGUACCGCUGUGUCGGGUAUGCCUCUGCUGCAGCGUGUCUAUAAUUGUGCGUGCAUCCUUGUGAACCUCAGGGGAAUUGGGUGGAACCAACAGAUCGAACAUGUCCCUUUGCGUCCCAAACACAGUCGCUUCUGCUUCGUUAUUAGCCGAGCCUUUCGAACGCUUUGUCACGUCCUCCUUGCGGACCUUGCACAGACGUGCAUCGAGUUCAACCCGGUAUUCUCGUUACCCGCAGACCGCUUCGUUUCGUUGCGCUCUCAAGGGCCGCUGUUCACCAUGUUAAGCGUCGCCGCUUACAUGACGCGGGCCUACUGCAUGCUGAACAUUCCGUACGACCUAUUCGCACUCGUUUCAGUCGCUUGUCGCAUCUCUGAACCCAUGUAUUGGCCGGUUGUGUUCGGCCAGUGGCGCGAUGCAUACACAGUCAGGCGAUUCUGGGGGAGAGUCUGGCAUCAACAAUUGCGUCGCGUUACGUCGGGAGUUGGCCGGUACGCUGCGCGCACGCUUGGUUGUGCCCCGGGGACUUGGUCAUCUUCCCGCGUUCAGCUCUUCGUCGGUUUCGCUGUUUCUGGAUUGUCGCACAUUCCCGGAGACACGAUGGUCGAUCCGAAGUGGACCGGCUGCUCCUUCUGGUUCUUCCCAGCUCAAGCCGCAGCUAUUACGAUAGAAGACUUCGUUGUUGCUCUCGGAAAGCGUCUGGGGCUUCGAGAUUCGCCCUGGGUACGACUCAUAGGUUACAUUUGGACCGUUUUUUGGUUCUCAUAUUCUGUACCGACAUUCAUUGACUGGGCGGUGCAGGCAGGUCUUGGCAGAGAUAAGCUGACGGAAAGAUCUCUCUCGGUCGUACGGCCGAUCGCUGAUGGUCUGUCCGACGCGACUGGCUUCGACAUUGCACAUCGGGUGGCAUCCCAGUGCAGCGUUACGACUGCCAAUUGAGCUCUCCUGCAUGCUUGCGACGGAAAUCCUCG
This is a messenger RNA of Phanerochaete carnosa HHB-10118-sp, 1769 nucleotides long. RefSeq lists its product as uncharacterized. NCBI's taxonomy places the organism in Eukaryota, Fungi, Basidiomycota, Agaricomycetes, Polyporales, Phanerochaetaceae. Gene Ontology annotation, biological process: lipid metabolic process. The record is from RefSeq and is a predicted model, not a curated record. The coding region runs from base 514 to 1737 and encodes 407 amino acids. The transcript has 5 exons.